Trichomonas vaginalis G3 is the source of this 450-nucleotide messenger RNA. RefSeq lists its product as uncharacterized. Lineage: Eukaryota; Parabasalia; Trichomonadida; Trichomonadidae. The coding region runs from base 1 to 450 and encodes 149 amino acids. The transcript has a single exon. The record is from RefSeq and is a predicted model, not a curated record.
AUGUCAGAAGAGAAUGGUAAAGAAAACAUAUCAGAAAAAGUAGAAGCGCAAAACCCAACUGAACUAUCUUCAUCAUCAGAAGCUUUUAAACGUGAAAAAAAGAGUGAAAAUAAUGAAAGUGAAAAAACACAGGAGCAAACAAAUCCAGAACCAGUUGCUGAGAAUAGAGAAGCCACUCCAGCAGAAAAGAAUAAAGAUGAAGGCGAUGAUUCAGUUGAUAUUGCUCACUCAGAUUCUGAAAAAGAACCUCCACAACAUGCAGAUGAAACUAUUACAGUAGAAGACUCAGAUGAUAGUGAAGAAGGUUUAAUACCUGAUAAAAAUACAAAAUUUGCAGAUACAAACGAAUCCCCUCCAGUAAUGCAUCCAAGAGAGUCAAGAGGGGAGCUUAGAUCAGAAAUUAGCCGAAGCUUAGUACCAGAAAAAUCACAAACCUGUUUAUUAAUUUAA